Molecule: messenger RNA, 1362 nt
Organism: Malus domestica (apple)
Lineage: Eukaryota; Viridiplantae; Streptophyta; Magnoliopsida; Rosales; Rosaceae
Product: delta(7)-sterol-C5(6)-desaturase-like
Biological process (GO): sterol biosynthetic process
Molecular function (GO): C-5 sterol desaturase activity; iron ion binding
Source: RefSeq, a predicted model, not a curated record
AGGGCUACAUGAAGCAUGAUGGUCCGGCCCUUCACCAUACCAAUCGAUAGCAUAACACUAAAAGCUUAAAUUACGUCGUCCACGUACUCCCAACUUGAAAAAACACAACACAGCACAACAUUACAAAACAGACAAACGAAUCUCAGCAUCAGUCGUUCGCCUCCAGCGCAGCCUACCUGCCUCUGUCUCUCUGCCCCCCUCUCUCUCUCUCUCCUACCUUUUUAUUCGCUGCUCAAAUCUCCGGUGGCAGCCCCUCGCUGGAAGAAUCGUGUCGCGCCGAUGGAGGAGUCCUACCUGAACCCGUUCCUGGAGGAGACGACGUUCUAUAACCGCAUUGUGCUCGGCAGCCUCGUGCCCAAUAUAUUGUGGGACCCACUCCCCCACUUCUUCCAGACGUGGCUGCGCAACUACGUCGGCGGGACCUUGCUCUACCUCGUCUCCGGCUUCCUCUGGUGCCUCUACAUUUAUUACUUGAAACGCAACAUUUAUAUCCCCAAAGAUGCCGUUCCCUCGAAUAAAGCCAUGCUUUUGCAAAUAUAUGUUGCCAUGAAGGCCAUGCCUUGGUACUGUGCUCUUCCAACUGUUUCUGAGUACAUGGUUGAAAAUGGCUGGGCAAAGUGCUUUGCAAGAAUAAGUGAUGUCGGUUGGCCCGCUUACCUCUCGUAUUUAGCAAUUUAUCUUGUAUUCGUGGAGUUCGGAAUAUAUUGGAUGCACAGAGUGCACGACAUAAAACCUCUGUAUAAAUAUCUUCAUGCAACCCAUCACAUCUACAAUAAGCAGAACACCCUCUCUCCGUUUGCUGGUUUGGCUUUUCACCCAAUUGAUGGGAUACUCCAGGCAGUUCCACAUGUUAUAGCUCUAUUUCUUGUACCAAUGCAUUUUACCACCCACAUAGCGCUCCUAUUUAUCGAGGCCAUAUGGACAGCGAACAUUCACGAUUGCAUCCACUCCAAAAUAUGGCCUGUCAUGGGUGCCGGCUACCACACCAUACAUCAUACUACAUACCGCCAUAACUAUGGCCAUUACACUAUAUGGAUGGAUUGGAUGUGUGGAACCCUACGUGACCCCUUGGAAGAUGAAUCAAAGGUCUUAUGAUGCACUCAUUGCAUGGAUUAGCUUUCUGCGGCUCGGGUUUUUCAAUGAAUUUCGAUGAUGGUUUUAUUUCUUUUUGCUGUGGUCUUUGCUUGUAUAUAGGAGCUAGCAGAGAAGAUAUUUUGAGGACUAGGAGGAGCUUUAUUUCCUUCAUAUCUAUUCGACAUAACCAUGUAGUCUUGGAAAUAAACUGUAGUUGUAAACUUUUGGGCAUGUUUUGAAUGGAUUAGGAAUUUUCAUCAAACCAGAGACGCCCUUCUUCUUUUUCUA